AUGUUCAAGCGUGCGGGCAAAGACCGUACCAGAGAGGCCAUCAGAUGGCGUGUGCAGCAGUAUGGUCCCGUCAAACAGUUUGAAGAGCACGGCAUCUCAUUCCACGAUCUCUCCCCAGCCUUCGAGAGAGAGAUUGCAGCACAGACGCGCCGGAUUCUCUUAGGGUCGGGUCCUGCGGCAGCCAGCGAGACCGGUACUGCGAUAGUUCGGCAGAAGAUACGCGAGGCGAGUCUAAUAGAAGCAGCAAAUUCUCGAAUGAAUGCUAACAGUAUCGAAGUCGGCGCGUACAACGAGAGCGAAGAAGCGCGCUGCCUCACACGAUAUCGAGACCCGCGCACGGAAAAGGCUUCCAAAGACACCCGCGGGUCGCCCACGGGGUACAAAGACAAGUCCAUGGAAGAUAGUGGAGGAAGAGGAGCGGGCCGACGACAGGUCGAUGGCUCAGGACGCUCUGGUGGCGAGGAGCUCCGCAAGAUCCGCGGGUAG
This is a messenger RNA of Alternaria conjuncta, 486 nucleotides long. RefSeq lists its product as uncharacterized. Lineage: Eukaryota; Fungi; Ascomycota; Dothideomycetes; Pleosporales; Pleosporaceae. The transcript has 3 exons. The record is from RefSeq and is a predicted model, not a curated record. The coding region runs from base 1 to 486 and encodes 161 amino acids.